AUGUCUACCAUUAUCAACAGAAUCCCAAUGUUCUUUAGGGAAAACUAUGAUAACUGGAAGCUAAGAAUGCAGGCGUAUUUGGCUGCUCUCGAUAAUGACAUAUGGUAUGUCAUCACUGAUGACCCAAUAAAGAUAAUGAAGGCCAGUUCCACUACUACCCCCGAUGGUACUCCUGAGAUGAAGGAGAAACCAUGGUCAGAGUGGAAAGCCGAAGAUAAUAGGAAGAACAACCUCGAUAACAUGGAAAAAGACAUCCUCUAUAAGACACUAGACGAUAACAUGUUCAAUAAGAUCACCACAUGCACCUUUGCCAAAGAAAUUUAG
This is a messenger RNA of Impatiens glandulifera, 324 nucleotides long. RefSeq lists its product as uncharacterized. The transcript has a single exon. The record is from RefSeq and is a predicted model, not a curated record. Lineage: Eukaryota; Viridiplantae; Streptophyta; Magnoliopsida; Ericales; Balsaminaceae. Bases 1 to 324 code for a protein of 107 amino acids.